Messenger RNA from Peromyscus maniculatus bairdii (prairie deer mouse), 10025 nucleotides. RefSeq names its product RAS protein activator like 2 (gene Rasal2). Gene Ontology annotation, biological process: regulation of GTPase activity. Lineage: Eukaryota; Metazoa; Chordata; Mammalia; Rodentia; Cricetidae. The record is from RefSeq and is a predicted model, not a curated record.
UACAGAUUCCAUUAUUGUCGAUCAAUGCAGUCGCCAUGUGAGGUGGGGGGAGGAAAGCAGGAGGAGAAGAAAAGGAGAGAUGAGAGCUUCCUAUUCACGGAUUUAUCAACCUGCCUUUGCUCACAGGAAAUCCUCCUGAAGGGGGCUGGGAUGCUGCUGAAACAGCUAAGGCAGGAAAGGCUAGGGAGCUGCAGUUCUGACUGAAAGGAAAUUUGACAACCUUUCUCCCCAGAACAAAACAAAAUGCUGAGUUUGUUCUUGCAUCUUUGUUUUUGUUGAUGGUGUGCUUUACCUAGCUGAUUAGCUAUUGUGCUGUCUGGUUAUCGAAGCUGCUUCCAGUGUAGGACACCCCCGCCCCUUCCCUUUUUUUUCUUUGAGUGUCUAUUCUUUAUUUCCCCAUGCUUUCUCCUGUCAUUAAACACACAUCAUUAUUCAAUUUUAUUCUGGCAUUCUCUUUCAGGCUAAAACGUAACAAAAAGAGUCAGAGAGCAAAUCUCUCUUUCCUCUCUCCUACCAGCCUCUUUUAACCCUCUCUAUUCCGCUCAGCCUUCCACCCCCACUGUUGUGUUAGAUUGAUGCCACAGAGACAGAAUUCAGAGUGGAAGGAGGAUCACAUUUUCUCUUCCAUCCUUACAGCUUAGCCUGCAAUUUAAAUAUUCAGCCCCAAGAAUUUAGUGUCUGUGUCCCUCUCUUGCCGCUUCAUCAUUCAGUAAUUGUACUCUGUAUGGAAAAGUUUUCUGGCUGGAGGAUGAGUCUCCUUUCCCCUGGUGAUGUGGUGGAGUGGUUGGAUAGUAGCACCGAAGAGGAGAAGAGCCUUCUGUCAUUUCUGGGCAUAUAAGCUGCGGUAUCAACUUCUCAGUCAUUAGGAAUAUUGUAAUUUGGCUAAUAUCUUAAUGGUCAAGAUGCUACAAGGAGAUGAAAGAAGACCUGUAUCCAGCAUGCAAACAGUGAUAGGAGGUGCCAGCAGAAAGGUCCCCCCGCAGACGGAGCAUCUCAGGGACCAGCACAUCAGAGAAACCCAACUCCAUGGACACUGCGAAUACCUCCCCUUUCAAAGUACCAGGAUUCUUCAGCAAGCGCCUGAAAGGUUCCAUCAAGAGGACCAAAAGCCAGUCAAAGCUUGACAGAAACACAAGCUUUCGACUUCCAUCCCUUCGAAAUGCAGAUGACAGGUCUCGUGGUCUGCCUAAACUGAAAGAGUCUCGUUCACAUGAGUCCCUGCUGAGCCCCUGCAGUGCUGUGGAAUGUCUGGAUCUUGGUAGAGGAGAGCCAGUGUCAGUGAAACCACUCCAUAGUAGCAUCCUUGGACAGGACUUCUGCUUUGAGGUCACCUACUUAAGUGGAAGUAAAUGCUUUAGCUGUAACUCUGCCUCAGAGAGAGAUAAGUGGAUGGAAAACCUUCGAAGGACCGUUCAGCCAAAUAAGGACAAUUGUCGGCGAGCUGAAAAUGUCCUCCGUUUAUGGAUCAUUGAAGCCAAGGACCUUGCCCCUAAAAAAAAAUAUUUCUGCGAACUGUGCCUUGAUGAUACCCUCUUUGCUCGUACAACCAGCAAGACCAAAGCAGACAAUAUUUUCUGGGGUGAACAUUUUGAGUUCUAUAGCCUUCCACCUCUCCAUAGCAUCACAGUUCACAUUUAUAAGGAUGUGGAAAAAAAGAAAAAAAAGGACAAGAAUAAUUAUGUAGGGCUAGUCAACAUCCCCACUGCCAGUGUGACUGGUCGCCAGUUUGUAGAAAAAUGGUACCCAGUGAGUACACCCACACCCAACAAAGGGAAGACAGGAGGACCUUCUAUUCGGAUUAAGUCACGUUUCCAAACUAUCACCAUUCUGCCUAUGGAGCAAUACAAAGAAUUUGCAGAAUUCAUCACCAGCAACUACACCAUGCUGUGUUCAGUUCUUGAGCCGGUAAUUAGUGUGAGGAAUAAAGAGGAGUUGGCUUGUGCCUUAGUACACAUUCUUCAGAGUACUGGCAGAGCCAAGGAUUUUCUGACUGACUUGGUGAUGUCUGAGGUGGAUCGUUGUGGAGAGCAUGAUGUCUUGAUCUUCAGAGAAAACACCAUUGCCACUAAAUCCAUUGAGGAAUACCUCAAGUUGGUAGGACAACAGUACCUCCAUGAUGCACUGGGGGAGUUCAUCAAAGCCUUGUAUGAAUCAGAUGAGAACUGUGAAGUGGAUCCCAGCAAGUGUUCUUCUAGUGAACUGAUAGACCACCAGAGCAACCUGAAAAUGUGCUGUGAGUUGGCUUUCUGCAAGAUCAUCAACUCAUACUGUGUCUUCCCUCGUGAGCUGAAAGAAGUGUUUGCAUCAUGGAAGCAGCAGUGCCUGACCCGAGGCAAGCAAGACAUCAGUGAGCGGCUCAUUAGUGCCUCCCUGUUUCUCCGCUUCCUUUGCCCAGCCAUUAUGUCUCCCAGUCUCUUCAGCCUGAUGCAGGAGUAUCCUGAUGACCGCACAUCGCGGACUCUAACUCUUAUUGCCAAGGUCAUCCAGAACCUGGCCAACUUUGCCAAGUUUGGUAACAAAGAGGAAUACAUGGCAUUCAUGAAUGAUUUUUUAGAACAUGAAUGGGGUGGAAUGAAGCGGUUCCUUUUGGAGAUCUCUAAUCCAGACACCAUCUCAAACACCCCAGGCUUUGAUGGUUACAUUGAUCUGGGCAGAGAGCUGUCAGUUUUGCAUUCCUUACUGUGGGAAGUAGUUUCCCAACUUGAUAAGGGUGAAAAUUCCUUCCUACAGGCAACUGUGGCAAAACUGGGGCCUCUCCCUCGUGUUCUUGCUGAUAUCACCAAGUCCCUGACUAACCCUACACCAAUACAACAGCAGCUGAGACGCUUUGCUGAGCACAGCUCCAGUCCAAAUGUCAGUGGAAGCCUCUCCUCUGGGCUGCAGAAAAUAUUUGAAGACCCCACUGACAGUGAUUUGCAUAAACUAAAAUCUCCAAGCCAGGAGAACACAGACAGCUAUUUCAGAGGGAAAACGUUAUUGUUGGUUCAGCAAGCCUCCUCCCAGAGCAUGACUUACUCUGAAAAGGAUGAAAAGGAAAGCAGCCUUCCUAAUGGUCGGAGUAUCUCCCUCAUGGACCUCCAGGACACUCAUGCUGCUCAGGUGGAGCAUGCAUCUGUCAUGCUUGAUGUGCCUAUGCGCCUUGCAGGAAGCCAGCUGUCUAUAACCCAGGUGGCUAGCAUCAAACAACUUCGGGAAACCCAGAGCACUCCUCAGAGUGCACCUCAAGUGAGAAGACCCCUGCACCCAGCCUUGAACCAGCCAGGAAGUCUCCAGCCCUUGUCAUUCCAGAACCCUGUCUAUCACCUCAACAACCCAGUUCCAGCAAUGCCAAAGGCCUCUGUAGAUUCUAGUUUGGAGAACCUAAGCACUGCCAGUUCUAGAAGCCAAAGCAAUAGUGAAGACUUCAAACUCAGUGGACCCAGCAAUAGCAGCAUGGAAGAUUUCACCAAAAGAAGCACGCACAGUGAAGACUUCUCCAGGCGGCACACUGUACCAGACAGACACAUACCUCUUGCUCUGCCACGACAAAACAGUACUGGGCAGUCCCAAAUCCGAAAAAUGGACCAGGCUGGGUUAGGUGCCCGAGCCAAAGCACCCCCAUCCCUGCCACAUAGUGCUUCCUUACGUAGCACAGGGAGCAUGUCAGUGGCCUCUGCAGCCCUAGUGGCUGAACCUGUGCAGAAUGGGAGCCGAUCCAGACAGCAGUCCUCUUCCUCCAGAGAGAGCCCUGUUCCCAAAGUGAGAGCAAUCCAGAGACAACAGACACAGCAGGUUCAGUCACCUGUGGAUUCUGCCACAAUGUCUCCAGUAGAAAGGACAGCAGCCUGGGUUCUGAACAAUGGACAGUAUGAAGAGGAUGUGGAAGAAACCGAACACAAUCAAGAUGAAGCCAAGCAUGCUGAGAAGUAUGAACAGGAAAUUAGCAAACUGAAGGAGCGCCUACGAGUUUCCAGCCGGCGGCUAGAGGAGUACGAGCGCCGGCUUCUGGUGCAGGAGCAGCAGAUGCAGAAGCUGCUGCUGGAGUACAAGGCCCGGCUGGAGGACAGUGAGGAGCGGCUGCGCAGACAGCAGGAGGAGAAGGACAGCCAGAUGAAAAGCAUCAUCAGCAGGCUAAUGGCUGUGGAAGAGGAAUUGAAAAAGGAUCAUGCUGAGAUGCAAGCAGUUAUUGAUGCAAAGCAGAAAAUAAUUGAUGCACAGGUCAUAAAUGGAAGUGAGAUUAUUCAAACAGGAAAAGCGGAUCGUGUCCCUGGAUUCAGCCAACACAAGACUGAUGAGCGCGCUGACUCAAGUGAAGGAGCGGUACAGCAUGCAGGUCCGCAAUGGCAUCUCUCCCACCAACCCCACCAAGCUUUCCAUCACGGAGAAUGGUGAAUUCAAGAACAGCAGCUGCUGAUGGAUGGCCUUUGUGAAUACAGACUGUGGGAGGAGACAGAAGGAAGCUGCCCAGCUCUCCUAUCCCAGCCCUUUACCCUCCAGGUUUACAGAAUGUUGCUUCAAAUAGCAGUAUGUUGAGAAACUCUUAAAUGAAGAAAGGAACCUUGUCUUUCAGGGCAUAGAGCAAAGACUCCCAAUGUUGAUGCUUUCCCCAGUGUCUCUAUGUACAUAGGGAACUUAGUUCUGGGCCAUGUACAAAAAUACCACUGUAAUAUACCAAAAGGAAGUUAAUAAUGUAGAUUACCUUUUUAAUUAUUACUAUUUUAUUAUUGUUUUUCUCUCGUUGAAAGCACUGCAGUUUUUAGUGGAGGAAAAGUAGGAGCCGAGUGCGAGUGAGAAAUGAGCCUGUCAGUUCAGUAGGUAGAGACUCUGUGUAUUGGAUAGGAGCACAUGGAGUGCAAUAGGACCUUGUCAGAAUGAUUUUUUUUUUUUUUCAGGGAUUCAUCUGCCAGUUUAAAAGCCCCACCCUAGUCCCUUACCAUUAGGAAAACAUGCAAUACCAAGACCUAUACAAAACAGUGAUUUAUGCCUCUGGUCAGCCAGGAUGGUAAUCUGAUUUAGAGAGGACAUGGAUAAAAGUGGGUGGUUGUACCAAAACUGAACUAGAAAUGAGUUCUGAAUUCUGUCAGUAUGUUUCCUCCAUCUACAGCAGAUGGGAAUCUUCUGCUUUAGAUAGGGGACUUUUUUAUUUUUUAACUCCUACUUUUUUUAAACUACUCGUAGGAGUUGACAGAACUCUACAUAUCUGUGUCUCUCUACCAUCUUCAUUUUCCUUGGCACUGCCCUUGUCUCCCCAUGCUGGGAACGGUCAGCACCAGCAGGCUUGACUCUCCACUGAGAGGUUAUUCAAGUGUGCCAUUCGCUAGCCAUCUGAAUAAAUACCCUAUCUGCCACACAAAAAAGGGCUAAUUACAACAGAGCAGGAAUCUCUAUUUCCCACUCAAAUUUUCCUUCCUAUUUGUCCAUUGUGUUUUUACUUAGGAUAAAGAUUGUAUCCACCAUACUAACAAAUUUAUGGGCAGGGCUAUUUCAUCACCACUUUUAACUUUUAAAUUGCUGCUUCUUUCUGUUUAUCCCUUCCAUAAAAUUUGGGAAGGAAAUCUAAAACUGAAGCCUGUCUUUUCUUUUUUAAAUGCUGAUUAAUCUUGCUACAGAGAACCAGAAUGUGAGGAUGGCACAUUCCAGUUGUUAUUCCACAUUCGUGGUAGACUCAGCAAGAAUGACCCAGCUUAUCAUUAAUGGCUUUAAUACAGGACAAAAUAUCCAUGUUUUUCUCCAGAGUGUGACAUGUCAUCUGGAAUGCAGGCUUAAUUAUCAGAGGCGGAGAAAGGUAGCUGCAGGUUAAACAAAUAUUAUAUAUAAAUAUAUAUACAUAUAUUCACACAUAUGUACAUAUAAUGUGCACAUCAAAAAUGUUCAUACCUUCUAUGCUGUCAGAUAUACAGAGAUAAUGUUUUAAAAGGGUCCUGAAUCUCUUUAAGCAAGAUCUACACCAUUUUAUGUUGGGGAAAAAAAAAACAGCAUUUCUCAAAUAAGUUAAUGUUUUGUUUUGUUUUUUUAAGUUAUAUGCUUUAAGAUUUUUUUUAAGUAAAGGAUGCGGAGGAAGACAUAACAGAGCCAUAUGCAUGGACUAUGUGUUUCUACAUGGUAGAAUAUUUAUAAAAAAAACAAGAGAACUUGUGUAGUACCCUCUUUGUUUGAAGCCCAGGCAUCCAUACCAAGCCCUCCUUUCCACCAAGUCCCAGGCAUGUAUUCCAAGUCUCACUUGCCCCUUCAGUUGACCUUUAUGUCUGACCUUGCAUUUCAGCAACCUCACCAGAGCCCUCAACUGACCACCUUUGGAAAGGGUUUCUCAUAAUAACCUUUUUGUAUCAGACAAACGUCUAAAACAGGAGCAUCUCACUGUGAUUGGAACGGCAGGCCUCCACGGCCACUUGAGUGUUUUCUUGACCCUUAACGGCUAUUUUACCAGGUCUUAUCUCCUCUCCAAGCUGAGGCCACAUUGUGUUAAAAUUACUUCAUAAGAGAAAAGUUUUUGAUUCUGCAGUAAUGGCAUGUAUUGAGUGAAGAGGGAAUGUAAACAUAGAUCUUUUCUUGUUUGUAGCUUAGCAGUGUUUCCUUCAUUCUUGAAAACCCUUCAGUAGUGCCACAGAGAAGCUAGGCAAUUCUUAGUCUCAGUGGCCUGAAGUAUAUGAUGUGGUAACGUCUUUCUUUGAGGUUGAGAAGGUAUUGAGAUGCUGGUUAUAGAUUACAGAGAGUUGGUCAAAUAAGUGUAGUGAUGAAUGCAGUGUAACUAUUAACACUCUGGCAUCUCUGAGUGACUGCACUGUAAGAUUGAAUUUUAAAACAUUUGGACAUAGAAUGAGGCUCUCUAGCCAUCGUGUUAUCAUGAAGGAAGAGAAAAAAGUAAAAUAACAAAAAUAGUGAAAGAAUUAGAGGUCAAAAGUUCAGCAUUGUUGCCAGAUAUUAAAUCUCAGAUUAUUCUUUGAGCCCUCUCAUCUUUUUAGCCUAUCAGAAAUAUUAUUCUGGAGUAUAGCUCAGUUGGCACAGUACCAGCCUAACAUGCCAGAGGCCAUGGGUUCAAAUCCCAGCAUCACACGAACUGGGAUAUGGCACACAGGCCUGCAAUCCCAGCACCCCAGGGAUGGGAGCAGGAGGAGCAGGAGCUCAAGGUCAUCUGCUGCUGCAGAAGUGUCCUGGCCAACCUGAGUUAAGACCCUGUCUCAAAAUGCUAAAAAAAUAUUUUUUUUUAAUAUUUCUUUAGAGAAUUUUGAAAUCUUAUAGUUUAUUUUGAAUUUUUUCAAAGUAUAGAAGAGGACAGCAGCAGGUGCUAAUUUAUGUGGUGUUUCUUUAACUCAAAUAGGUACAUCAUUUUGUUUUACUGGGAAGAAACGUGUGAUUUUUAAAAAGCAGAUGGGUUAAGUAGCUGCAUCUUGCGAUUCCUGUUUUUGUCAACACAUCAGCAUGUUACAGGGUGAGAAUAGACCAGGGUUGGAUGGGGUUUGGUAUUCAGGUGAUGUACUUGUGAAGCUUUUAUCCCAGUGGGGGCCUGACUUGACCAUUUACAAGGACAGCCUUAAUAAGACCAGGAAAGGGGCUUCCUGUUUCCCUCCUACGCCACUAGAGCAAUAAGAUUUCCAGGCUUUUCCAGAACAGCAAAUAGUCCUAUUCCCAUAAGACUAGCAUUACUUCACAUCUGUUCCUGUGUGCUGCUUGGGUCUGGGGCAGUCUUUUACUUGGUGUGGAAACUGAGGUAAUUGUGCUACUAUAACUGUUGUUGCUUUUUCACUUACCAUCAGGUUGGUGUUAAGUGUUAACUAAGGAACAUGAGUGUGCGAGACAGUCUGCUUCUAUCCUCUGUUACGGGGUUGCACUGUAAAGAAAACGUGAGGGUUUCUAAGAUUGCUGUAAACAUCCAGUGUGCAUACUGGGGCUGAGCAUGAUCUCAGUAGUUCUGUAUUCUUACUGUACCUGUGGCUUUUGUAAGGGACAGCAGCUCUCCAGAGCCCUGACUUCCACUGUGUCCUCAGGGAAGUAGUUUAGAAGCAGGGUUUUUGUUUGAAGUUCCAGAGGACAAUUGCCAUCAAGUGUGUUUGCAUUAGUGUUUGCUCUGCUUCCUCCCAGGUACAGUUCCUGAGAAGGCCUGUUAAGGGACUGAGCUGGGACAAAGCAGCCUUCUUCAGGAUCCUCAGUCAACAGACUGACUGAGCCCCAGGCUGGACUGUAGACUAGCCAUGUCACUGGCAAACUCAGCAUUUCCAGAGCCCAUCCUACAGUUUUACUUCAUUGGGGGGGGGGGUGUCUCCUGCUCUAUACCCCUUAGCUUUUUCUUUCUUUCUUUCUUUCUUUCUCUUUUUUUUUUUUUUAGGUUUUUCAAGACAGGGUUUCUCUGUGUAGUUUUGGUGCCUGUCCUGGAUCUUGCUCUGUAGACCAGGCUAGCCUCAAACUCACAGAGAACUGCCUGGCUCUGCCUCCCAAGUACUGGGAUUAAAGGUGUGCGCCACCACCACCCGGCACCCCUUGGCUUUUUUCAAGUCAGUAAUGAACUCUUCCUUGCUUGCCUCAGCAGUAAAAAGUCACCUUCCCAACCUGUACCUGGGAUACCCUUUAAAACUAUUAUUAAUUUAAAGGACUUAUACUUGUUUCUUAAAAGCAAGUAAUGUUGAAGUUUCAAAUUUGUAAGUACAAGCUUUUUUAUGUUUAAAUAAUAGUUAUCAGUUCUUAUAAAGCACCCUUCUGUCACAGACCAUCUAGGGAAGCUCUUGAGCUUUGAAAGGACAAGGGUGAUGCAAUUUGCAUGAGAGAGAGUGAAUUUCUUCCAGAAAGAUCCUGAGGAAGACACAUGAUCCAAUGGACUCCGUUCCACAGAAGUUCAAAGAAACAAGUGGAGUUGGCGUCACCUGGCUCCUCCUAAGACGUAUAUGUGGAAAGGCAGCUCCUAAGACAUCAUGUGCAUACCUACAGAAAUACACACCUUUUAGGGCAUCCCUUUAAAAAAAAAAUGUUAAUCCACUUUAUAAACUAGUCAUUCCUAAACUUUCUUGAUGUUUUGUUUUUGUUUUGUUGUUUUUUAUAAAAUUUUUAUAAAAUUCUAUUCUUUUUUAAAUGUACUAUAUGUGUUAUAUGUAUAUAUAAGUUAAAGUGACUUGAGCUCGGUAUCAUUGGUAGCAUAGAAAAUAUGGAGCAACAGAUGACUGUCACCAUCCAAGAGCAGAAUACAGAAAGCAGUUUUGGUUCCUCAAUCAGUUAAUGCUCAGGUGUUUGAACAACAGCCCAGCUGGCCUUGGUAAAUGCAGCAGGCCACCCGAAGAGAGGUCAGGAGUACUUUGACCCCAUGGUACAGCACAUUUUCAUUUUCUACUCUGUUAUUUUUUAUCAGAUGCCCUCAUUGUUCCCUAGGAAGUCUUGGAACUGAAAACCUGACUGUACUGUUGGUGCAGUGACAUUUCCACAGCUGUGUUUUGGGGUCCCCAUCCUCUGUGUGUGGUCAUGCAUUUGAAUAUAAAUAGCAUGGUUAUGUCAUUUCCAAACCCUGAAGGAAAUUAUCAAUUUCCAGUUCACUAAAGGUUCAAUGCUAAUUAACUCGAUGACCGCUGUCCUACAGAAAAGCUAAAGUAAGUAGUAAAGGUUGAAUUUUGACUGGUGCUUAGAUAUUUCUAGCUAUAUUAGGAUCAACUCAAGCAAACAGCAGCAUAUUUACCUGGGUCACACCUGUGAGGAAUUUAUCUUCUAAAUUUGAUUUUGUUUUUCAUCUCCAGGGCCUUAAUAAGAGUAUGUUAAUACACAUGACUAUUUUACAAAGAUGGUUCAAAAUAAUUUAUUUUUUAUUUCAAGAAAGAGAAAUUCACCUUAGAAAAACAAAACCCAAGAUUUUAUUUUAUUUUUAAAGCCAUAUUUUUGUGCUUUGUAGCACUCAAGAUUGUUCCAUAUGUGAUCCAUAUCUGCAUUUCAUUACCUGGGUUCUAAAAAAGAUUUAUUUUUGUUCUGUGAAUAAUUUUUGACGGUUCUUGUACAUGUACAGAUAUAGAUACGUUUGAGGUCUUUUAUUGAUAUUCCUACAAAAAUACAAAUAAACUUUAACUUUAAACAUU